AUGAAAAUAAUAAUUUUUUUUUUUUUAAUUUUUUCGGCAAUAACUUUAAAAUGCUUGUCUUGGAAUGUCUCAUUUCUUAAAGGGAAAAAUAAUUCACUUUGCAACAACUUUGCAAUAAAUUCCAAAAUUUUAAAAAACAAUAAUACUUUUUUUUUACAUACCAUAAAAAAAAAAUAUAUAUCAGAUAAAAAGUUUAAUUUAAGAGAAAAUAAUGAUGAAGAAAAUAUUCAAUCAAAUAAUAAAACUAAUUCAAAUAUUUUUCGAAAUCAAUAUAAUUAUAUACCAACAAAAGAAGAAGUAAAAGAAACACUAGAAAAUUUUAAAAAAGAAAAAUCUUUUUAUUUUACUGAGCAUAGUAUACUUGAAUUAAUUAAUAUAGAAAAUAAUAUUAUUAUAUUAAACAUUGAAGGAAAAUUUUUUGAAGAUAUUAAUAUUGUGUUUUCAGAAAUAACACGCUAUCUUUUGGACAAGUAUGUGGGUAUAUUAGGUGUCAAUCCGUAUAACAUUAAAUCGCUUAAUAUAAAAAGUGACGAUUUGUAA
Molecule: messenger RNA, 540 nt
Organism: Plasmodium berghei ANKA
Lineage: Eukaryota; Apicomplexa; Aconoidasida; Haemosporida; Plasmodiidae
Product: conserved Plasmodium protein, unknown function
Exons: 1
Coding region: 1-540 (179 amino acids)
Source: RefSeq, a predicted model, not a curated record